Messenger RNA from Linepithema humile (Argentine ant), 1379 nucleotides. RefSeq names its product PCI domain-containing protein 2 (gene PCID2). The record is from RefSeq and is a predicted model, not a curated record. Gene Ontology annotation, molecular function: RNA binding; double-stranded DNA binding. Gene Ontology annotation, biological process: transcription elongation by RNA polymerase II; post-transcriptional tethering of RNA polymerase II gene DNA at nuclear periphery; poly(A)+ mRNA export from nucleus. Gene Ontology annotation, cellular component: transcription export complex 2. Lineage: Eukaryota; Metazoa; Arthropoda; Insecta; Hymenoptera; Formicidae.
UUUUAACUGAACUAAUGCAGCUAGCUAAAAAAAAAUAGACGUUUUGAUUGUGCAUGCUGUUGUGUAUUUCUUAACUCUUAACUCUGUGUUUACUGAUGAACACCUGAAACAUUUUUGAAGCGAAAACUACGAUCAGAAUGGAUUCUUAUAUAUUGCAGAUUCGGCGAAUGUGGCUUAAUCAGGAUGGAGAAGCGUUGGCAGAUCUCUUGUCUCUGAGGCACAGUCACGUUUUGAUAUCUCAAAUUGGAUCGGAUAUUGCUAUCAAUAAGGCUAUGGAACACCUGUCUGCGCCGUUGGAUGACUUGGUGCUUUGUCACUUAAAAGCUGUAUCAGCUAUGAACAAGAAUGACUUUUCAUUAAUGUAUAAUUAUCAAAGUUCAGCUGUGCAAUGUCUAGCAAAGAUUCUUCAAAUGCAAAAGGAAGAGAAUUGGAUGCUGCCUGUAAUGAAUAUAAUGUGUUUAGAGCUAAGAUUGUCCGCAAUAGGCGCGGAAAAUGCAAAGAAUAAUAAAAACAUAAAGUCUGGAGAAGUACUUGAGAAAUGCGCUGAGUGUUUGAUGGCUUGUUUUCGAGUUUGCGCAGCUGACAGUAGAAGUUCUGAGGAAGAUACAAAACGAUGGGGAAUGUUAGCUUUGAUCAAUCAAUUGCUGAAAGUGUAUUUUAGAAUUAACAAGUUGCAUUUAUGUAAACCUUUGAUCAGAGCUAUAGAAUCUUCCCCUUACAAGGAUCAUUUUGCAUUGGCACAACAAAUUACUUACAAGUUUUUUGUUGGCCGUAAAGCAAUGUUUGACAGUGAUUAUAAAAUGGCUGAUGAAUACCUGACAUAUGCUUUUGAGCAUUGUCAUACGCAGUGCUCCAAAAAUAAAAGGUUGAUUCUGACUUAUCUCGUACCUGUGAAAAUGUUGUUGGGAUAUAUGCCAAAGCAAAGUCUUCUGAAGAAAUACAAUUUAAUGGAAUUCUGGGAGCUAAUAGAAUCUGUGAGAAAAGGAGAUUUGCGUUCCUUAGAAGGAGUAAUGACAAAACAUGAAACUUUCUUCAUUGACGCCGGCAUAUAUUUAAUUGUGGAGAAACUUAAAUUGAUCGCUUAUAGAAAUUUAUUUAAGAAAGUGUACUUGGCGCUAAACACUCAUCAGAUACCUGUUCUAAGUCUGCUUGUUGCAUUGCAAAUGUACGGAAUGGAGGAUAUAGAUAUGGAUGAAACUGAGUGCCUUCUCGCCAAUUUAAUAUAUGAAGGUAAAAUUAAGGGCUACAUAUCUUAUCAACAUAAAAAAUUAGUUAUAUCCAAACAAAAUCCUUUUCCCCGAUUAUCUACGAUUGUAUUAUAAAUUAUCGUUAUUAUGUUCCAAACUAUACUGGUAUUCUUUUUUGCAAUAAAUUAUUUU